AUGUCCGGAAGCAGUGCCGACCCAGAGGCCGGCGAUGGCCGCGUGCCACACGACACCAGACCUCGCAACCUCGAUGAGCACCAAACCGCCGAGGACACGCCGCUUCUGCCGACGGAUUUGCCCGCUGAGCUGAUUCCCGAUCGGUCUUUGCGUCUGCUCGUGAGCAUCAUCGGCGGCUUGUGUUUGACGCUGGUCGGCGUCAGCCAGAAGCUCUUUGCUCCUGCGCUGCAACAGAUUAUGGAGGAUGUCAUUUGCAGAGGUGUACAUGCGGAUCACCAGCUCAACAUGCUCUCGCGUCCAGAUAGCCGCUGCAAGGGCAACGACGUGCAAAAGACCCUGUCCAUGGUCUCUGCUGUCGAUCUUUCAGCAGAAAUGAUAGUCCCAAUACUAGUGCAAAUUCCAUACGGAAUCAUUGCAGACAAAUACGGUCGUCGAAUCGUCAUUUUCCUCUCACUCUUUGGUUGCGUUCUGAAGAUACUUUGGACUGUGGUUGUUCUCUCCCUACCCAACAAUCUCAACAUAUGGGCUAUUCUCUGGGGAAACUUGGCCUAUCUCAUCGGUGGAGGCGGGACUUUGGCAGGUGCCAUGUGCUACACGCUCUUCAGCGACGUGACACCCGCGGCUGAGCGGACCAUGGUGUUUUACCAGGUCAACGCCGUCCUUCGCAUCGUCGGCGUCGCGGCCACGCCGUUGGCGGCAUUCCUCCUUGGCGUGAAUCCGUGGAUAGCUCUGUGGAUCGGCAUCGGCCUGCUGGUAGUUGGAACAGCUUGCACGCUCCUGCUUCCCGAAACUCUUGACUUGAGAAGAGCGGCAGAUCAAAGGAGAGCGUCCCACGGUGCUUGGGCGGAACCCGGGCCGCAGUCAAUGGCCAAGGUGUCUGCCAAGUCUGCAAUUCAACGCGCGCUCGCUUCUGCGCGCAGCGACUUUUCUCACAUUUGGCGCUUUCUCCUGACUUCGCAAGGCGUCAUGUUACUUAUGGUGUGCAAUGCUUUGGCGUUUCCUAUGAAACUCGCACUUGACGGCGACUUGCUUCAGUAUAUGACCAAGCGCUUUCACUGGUCAUGGUCAACGGCUACGUACAUUCUCUCCAUUGAAAACUUUUUUGCCCUCGGGGUCCUCAUGGUGGUGUUGCCCGCGACGGCAUGGGCAUUGGAUCGGCGAGGGCGUUCACCACUCCAGCGCGACUUGUUUCUCGCCCGUGUGUCUGCCGUCUUUGCGUUUUUGGGUACGACACUCAUUGCUUUUGCGCCGGUGGGCUGGCUCUGCAUGCUGGCCCUCGUCAUUUACAGCUUUGCAAGUGGCUUCUCGCCUUUGUUUCGGUCGAUCCUCUCCAUCAUCGUCGAACCGCAUACAAUAGGAGCUCUAAAUACCGUCAUCGCGACGAUUGAAUCAAUCAUGGGACUAAUAUCGGCCCCAACCCUGGCUUGGCUUUUUAAUCGUGGCAUGGAUCUUGGCGGUGUCUGGAUUGGACUUCCUUUCAUGUUUACUGCUUUGCUCGCAACACUAUCCACUUUGGGAGUAUUUGCGUUCAAAUUACCUUUCUCAUUUGCUCAAAGUUAA
Beauveria bassiana ARSEF 2860 is the source of this 1560-nucleotide messenger RNA. RefSeq names its product ATP synthase F0. Lineage: Eukaryota; Fungi; Ascomycota; Sordariomycetes; Hypocreales; Cordycipitaceae. Gene Ontology annotation, molecular function: transmembrane transporter activity. Gene Ontology annotation, cellular component: membrane. The record is from RefSeq and is a predicted model, not a curated record. Bases 1 to 1560 code for a protein of 519 amino acids. The transcript has 4 exons. Gene Ontology annotation, biological process: transmembrane transport.